CGAUGUACUCUAGACACUCUCCCGCGCAGUCUAACACAUCUCUCUCAGACGACGAGGAUGAUUUCAACAAUCAGUCCGCCUUCUUCCGGGACACGGACUCCGACUCCGCCACCAUAACUCCUGCACAGUGGUGUUCACGUCGAGGAUCGAUCCCCUUGAAGACACCGCCGUCCCAGGCCUCUCGUUUGCCACCUGAGAUCCUCAUUCACAUUCUUAAACAUCUGCACUCGUCACGCGAUCUCUAUCAUGCCGUGCUCGUCUGCCGAGCCUGGUGUGAGUGCUCAGUUGAGCUCCUCUGGUAUCGGCCAAGCUUCUCCAAGCUGCACACGCUCGUCAAGAUGAUGCGCGUGUUGUCUAGGGACGACUCGACCUUCGUGUAUGCGCAAUUCAUCCGCAGGCUUAACUUCCUCUGCAUUGGUGCCGACCUCACCGACACCCUAUUUUCCCGCCUCGCAGGAUGCAUCCGCUUGGAACGCCUUACCCUCAUCAAUUGCAACUCGUUGUCCGACGACGGUCUUACUCGCGUUCUUCCCCACUGUCCCAGCCUCGUGGCGCUCGAUCUCACCGGAGUGUCCGAGGUGACGGACAAGUCCAUUGUCGCCCUUGCGACCUCCGCAAAGCGCUUGCAGGGAAUCAAUCUAACUGGUUGCAGGAAGCUGACAGAUGAGUCCGUCUUCGCCCUCGCCGCAAACUGUCCUCUCCUUCGCCGUGUCAAACUUGGCAAUGUCGAACAGGUCACGGACCAGUCGGUAUCCGCCCUCGCACGUUCAUGCCCCCUCUUGCUCGAGAUCGACCUCAAUAACUGCAAGAACAUCACCGACGUCGCUGUUCGGGACCUAUGGACGUAUUCGGUGCAGAUGCGCGAGAUGCGGUUGUCUCACUGCGUCGAACUCACAGACGCCGCCUUUCCAACGCCGCCCAGACGCGAUAUUCUACCACCUGGCUCGAAUCCCUUCCCUAACCCCUUCGGCUCGGCUCCCCUUCCCGCGAUCGAACUCCCCGCUCUGCGCGUUUCACAGCCGUUCGAUCAGCUGCGAAUGCUCGACCUCACGGCUUGCUCUCAGAUCACGGACGACGCGAUUGAGGGCAUCGUGUCGGUGGCUCCGAAGAUUCGUAAUCUCGUGCUAGCCAAAUGCUCUCAGCUCACAGAUACUGCCGUGGAGAGCAUCUGCAAGCUGGGCAAAGGAUUGCACUAUCUUCAUCUCGGUCACGCACAAGCCAUCACAGACCGGUCUAUCAACAGCCUCGUGAGGUCCUGCACGCGAUUGCGCUACAUUGACCUUGCCAACUGCUUGCAACUCACGGACAUGUCUGUGUUCGAGCUGUCGACUUUACAGAAAUUACGUCGCAUCGGUCUCGUCCGUGUCAACAACCUCACUGACCAGGCGAUACAAGCAUUGGGAGAGCGGCAUGCGACGCUGGAGCGCAUUCAUCUGUCGUACUGCGACCAGAUCUCCGUCAUGGCCAUCCACUACCUGCUCCAAAAGCUUCCGAAGCUCACUCACCUCAGUCUUACGGGCAUCCCAGCCUUUCGUCGAGCCGAGUUACAACAAUUCUGUCGUCCGCCGCCUUCAGAUUUCAACACUACACAGCGUGCGGCCUUCUGCGUGUACUCGGGAAAAGGGGUCGCGGAGCUACGGGAGUUCCUAGCUGAGCUUUUCAAGUCUAUCACCAACGAGCUGGUCACGUCUAAUGACACCGACUACGACGAUGAUUUCGAGGAGGACGAGGUCAAUCACCACUCUUCUCGACGAGAUCCUGACCCGGAGAUCUUGGACGAGGAUGAUGACGAUGACGAUGCUGCGUCGGAGGAAAUGGCACCGCCGCCGCAACGCAAUGGUGACAUGCACAACACUCCUCGGUUGCCCGAACGCACACCGAUCCCUCCAGAGGAUAUCUCUAAUCGAACAUUCUACCCACCUGUUGGCCGGGAACUCAUGAUGACGCGGGAAACAAGGCGCAAUCCCACACCUCGCGCUCAACCUCGUGCCCAACCUCCGAAUACGCCAGCCUGGCUAAACACUGUCGCGGCACGCACACGCCGUGGAUUCGGUCAACAGCCCAUUGUCGAGCAGUCGACAUCUCCGACACCGAGCGAAGCCGCGUCGAAUCGGAGCGCGGGGACAAGCCACUCUACCGGCACGGCUUUCUUUCGCACGUACGCAGACCACCCUCCCACGUCAGCGCGGAAUGGAGUCAUGACCCCCGAUCUCGUCUACGCUGAGAUCGGCCAUGGGCGCGGCUCCGGCCCAGGACCGAGCACGAUCCUCGUCCAGGGCCAUGGGAGGCGCGAGCCCAUGGUAGAGCCCUCGCUUCCCAGCGCGACCUCGAGCCCGACGCGACAUGCUAUGGGCCUGCCUCCCCAGUCGAGCAUUGGGAUGGCCGCGACAGAAGUGUUCAGUGCUCCGCUACGCACCUUCCGUCUGCAUGACCAUGAAGCUCGCAUGGAAGUUGUCCAGGACCGUGGCCCAAUCCUCCACGACACGUCCAAUUCCUACCACCGGCCUGACGGUACGGUCGGCUUCUCCGUCUUGCGCGAGGCGUCUCCUCCGUCGCCCACUACUCGUGAGUUGCAGGAGUCCGUGCACUCCGCUCUGGGCAGCCCACUGCUGGAAGGGGAUGCGCGAGGAAGGAGCGUAAAGCGGACGUUGAGAAGCACGUUUGCUGCCGCGGAAACUUUCUUCACAGGGCGUGGUUCUGGUGGUAGCGCUCCAGAUGGAGCGGGGAUGGCGGGCGGUCGGGACGCGGAUACACAUGGACACUGAGACCCCCUCUUCAAGACCCUGUCCCAUGUUCUGAGACAAGCCACCCUAAUUGCCGGUGUCAGCUUCUGAGCGAUCCAUUUCUCCUGGUCCCUCUUACUAGGUAGCAAUUGCUAUUGCUGGUCUCGACCCCCGAUACUAUACGUACGUUCGCGUCCUCCGUGAUAUUUCCUCUCACGCUCCUGCUGCCUGGUCGCAGAAGACGAUGUGGAUUUUGUGUCUUCUAGUAGCCUUAUAACUGUAGUCCUCCCUUCUUCCCAUGUCAGUCCCCUCGUCUGCGAGCAUCGACAUUUCUGUUUGCGCACACCUGUAUCAUCAUGUAGCCCGAGUUCGCGUUGUCUAGACUGCGAUGUUGAUAGUUGAAUUGUCUCAUGAGUCUGACUGCGAUGUUGAUAGUUGAAUUGUCUCAUGAGUCUGACUGCGAUGUUGAUAGUUGAA
Messenger RNA from Dichomitus squalens LYAD-421 SS1, 3200 nucleotides. Its product is annotated as RNI-like protein. The record is from RefSeq and is a predicted model, not a curated record. Gene Ontology annotation, cellular component: SCF ubiquitin ligase complex. Gene Ontology annotation, biological process: SCF-dependent proteasomal ubiquitin-dependent protein catabolic process. Gene Ontology annotation, molecular function: protein binding. NCBI's taxonomy places the organism in Eukaryota, Fungi, Basidiomycota, Agaricomycetes, Polyporales, Polyporaceae. The transcript is spliced from 3 exons. The annotation marks the transcript as partial.